Messenger RNA from Arabidopsis lyrata subsp. lyrata, 1219 nucleotides. Its product is annotated as LOB domain-containing protein 6. NCBI's taxonomy places the organism in Eukaryota, Viridiplantae, Streptophyta, Magnoliopsida, Brassicales, Brassicaceae. The record is from RefSeq and is a predicted model, not a curated record. The coding region runs from base 56 to 1042 and encodes 328 amino acids. The transcript has 2 exons.
UUUUUUUCCAACUCAACAAACAAACAGAAACAAAAAAAAAAAAACCAAAUCGGCGAUGAUGAUGAUGCGUAACAGACUCGUUUUCUUCUUGAUUCUCACAUCAGUCAUCAUCUUGAUGACAUCGCAAGGUUCUUCCGGCGUAAAUUACGGCGGUAACAUCGAACCAUGCGUCGCUUGCAAGCACCAACGCCGUCGUUGCACACCGGACUGUAUCUUUCGUCUUCAUUUUCCGGUGGGACGAUAUCAAGAUUUCCAAAACGUUCACCGUCAAUUCGGCGUCCGCCGUGUGGUAGAAAAUCUCGAAAAUUUGGCGCCGGAGGAACGAGGAGACGCAAUGAAAUCGAUUAUUUACGAAUCCAACGUGCGCUCUCAAUUCCCCGUCGAUGGCUGUUACGGAGUCAUUUUAUAUCUACAAAACCAAAUCGCACUCCUCAACGCUGAACUACUUCGCACCCGUUCUCUACUCACCGCCGUCGUCGCCGCAUCCAAUCCAAGCUCCGCUUUCUUCAAUCCCACCGCCGCCAACAACUUCUUUCAUCCCUCUGCCGCCGCCAACUUCUUUUAUCCCGCCGCCAACAACUUCUUUCAUCCCUCUGCCGCCGCCAACUUCUUUUAUCCCGCCGUCUCCGUCGAGUCAGAGCUAAUAAAUCCUUCUCGAAACCUCAACGCAAACAACGACGACUUCACGAGAGUUCCCGCUAACGAUGGAACGAUCGAUUUCUUGGGCAUGGGAGGGUAUUGUGGUAAUUUCGCAUACGAGGAGUGUGUGACCGAGACGACGCCGUUAGAGGGAGCGCCUAACAACAACGCCCAACAGUUUCUUCCCAAUACGAACAAUCUCGGUUCGAGCCCUGAUAAUGCAAAUGCCAACGAAGCGUUGGAACAAGAACAACUCGGUGGUGCUCCUCGUAACAAUGAUAUCCCGAGAGAGCUUUCUGAAUUCCUUACUGAUGAGGAAAGAUCUUUCUCGGAAGCUCAAGAUUCCGGUGACAAGUGUGCAUCUCAAUCUAUGACGAAGAAAGAUGACUUCCCAUUUCCGUAGAUCUUUCCACUUUGGGGAUGAACCAGUCUCUACAGAGAAUAAUAGUUUUUUUGUACUUACUCUCUCGUCUGAAUUCUUAUUACUCUUAAUUCUCUUGUAGGCUUUUCUCCCCUUUCUCAAUAUGUAGAUAAAAAUAUAAUUUUUACUAUAUGAAAAGUAAAAUACGAUUUAGACUCU